GCUGCAUCCUUCACCCCCUCACCCUCACCACCCCCACCCUCCAAGCCAUGGGCUUCCUAUACAGCCAGUUUUUCAGGACGCCCAUCUAUCCCAAGGGCAACUUCAGCGGAAAGACUGUCAUCGUCACGGGCAGCAAUGUCGGCCUGGGAAAGGAAGCAGCGCGGCACUACGCCCGCAUGGGUGCCAGAAAGCUCAUUCUCGCCGUGCGCAGUGUCGACAAGGGCCAGGAGGCCAAGGAGGACAUUGUGCGUACGACGGGACACAAGGACACCCAAGUCUGGAAACUCGACAUGGGCGACUACACCAGCGUCAAGUCGUUCGCCAAGCGCGCCGAGGCCGAGCUCGAGCGUAUCGACAUCUUCAUUGCCAACGCCGGCGUGGUUCGCGCCGAGUACCAUCAAGUCAACGGGCACGAAGAAGGCAUAGCCGUCAACCACACGACCUUUCCCCAGCGCUCCGCCCCUGACGGUCAAAUCCUGGCUACGCUGUCUGAUCCAGAGACUUGCAAGAAGUACUGGUCACAGCAGUAUCCCGUGUCCAAGCUCAUCCAGCUGUUCAUCGUGCGCGCCGUUGCCGACCACCAUCCGGCCAGCGAAUUUCCCGUGACCAUCAACAUUGUCAACCCGGGCUUGUGCUGGUCCGAGCUGGCGCGUGAGGCCACAAGCUGGGGGUUUUGGUUCUUUAGGCUGAUCGUGGCACGCUCGACCGAGGUGGGCAGUAGGACACUGGUGCAUGCUGGUGCAUCGGGUAUGGACACGCACGGCAAGUAUCUGAGUGACUGCAUGAUCGAAGAGCCAAGUCCGCUCGUGACAGAUGCCGCGGGUAAGGAGGCGCAGGAGCGCAUCACGGCUGAAGUCCUCAAGGAGAUUGAGACGAUUCAGCCAGGUGUUUCCAAGAACUUCCAGACUGCUUGA
This is a messenger RNA of Exserohilum turcica Et28A, 914 nucleotides long. RefSeq lists its product as uncharacterized. The transcript has 2 exons. The coding region runs from base 48 to 914 and encodes 288 amino acids. NCBI's taxonomy places the organism in Eukaryota, Fungi, Ascomycota, Dothideomycetes, Pleosporales, Pleosporaceae. The record is from RefSeq and is a predicted model, not a curated record.